UAGCCUACUUCAAAUCUCUGCCAGGAAUGACGCCACAAUCAAAUCGACUUUGUCACCAUCUGGCGUAUAGAAAAACUACUUUCUCAAUGGUAGAUCAAAUUGUUUGAUAAUUAAUACCAGUUAUUACUAUCGGAAAGUGGCGUUAUUUGGCAGGUAAUAUUCCUUACAACUCGAUGCAAGAUUUUCAAUCAAUCAGCAGCUCAUAUCCGAAGGCUAAAAUUCUUGUCUGAUUCGGUUUCAGGCCAAUUGCCUUCAGGCUUAACGUGGGCCUCGCGUGCAUGUAUUACCAACAUAGCGACAGUCAACUGUCAAUGACCGUCAAUAAAAUCAGCUGUUCGAGAGUCUAUCGUUAACGCGUUCGUUAAAUAAUUCAAUGAAUCGUAUAGGAAUCAUCUUAACAAAAGAAAAAACGAAGGGCAGAUGCUAAAUUCAAUAUGGCGACACGCCGUCGCUCUGAUAGAAGAAAAUUUGCACCCCACGCAUGCAUACAAGGCGCUUUGUUGGUUGGAGUUUAAAAAUGAACCAGUGCAAAGGAUAAUGUGAAUUAGUAUCACACGUCUCGAGCAUUUCUCCUCUCGACUAAGUAAACGACAACGUUACGGAGGAUCCAACGUUCGAUAUACUGUUAACCUAUUCCGCCGUUGUUGUCCUUCACCGUAGACGUCAAACAAGCUUCCUCGCUAAACUGCGGACACCGUUUCUCUCUUAUGGGUAAGAACAAAGCCUACGAUGAUCGAUGACGAACGGAGAAUUAGAGCAGCUGCCGAGGCGCUGCUUAACAGAUCGCUACAAUCCCAAAGAAGCUCUUUCACUCAGCACAGCAUCAACCGAGCAUCCGAUGUAGUGCUUAGUGAAGAUCUCAUCGCGGGGACCAGACACCAGGGCAGAAUGUCCAAUGUCAGACGGUUCUUUUGCCUAUUCAUCACGUUUGAUGUACUAUUCACUUGCCUUAUGUGGCUCAUUUGCACAAUGUUCAGUGGAGACCACAUAAAAAACGCAUUUGUGAAUCAAGUUAUUCACUACAACAUCAAGACUUCUCUAUUCGAUCUAGUGAUGGCUGCUGUCUGUAGGUUCACUGUCUUGCUUCUAUUUUAUGGACUUUUGUACAUUAACCAUUGGAUAAUUAUAGCUGUAUCAACUGCAACAACGUGCGCUUUUCUCAUCGCCAAAGUAUUUUUUUUUGACUGGUCUGCAAGUAACCUGUCUGUAUUCGAAGUGCUGCUUAUCCUCUCAUCAUUUGUGCUAGCAUGGAGCGAAGCUUGGUUCUUCGAUUUUCGGGUAAUCCCUCAAGAAACGCAGGCUAGAGAUUGGCUUAUAGGUUCUUCAGGAUCAGAACGAGCACCGCUUUUGCAACAAUUUUUGUCUGGCCCUCUUUCUCACUACACAGAAAGCGUUGGUAAUUUCUAUUCCCCAAUGGAGACGCCGGAGCAUUCGGAUGACGAUGAAGAUGGGAGAGGCACAUUAGCUGCAGGGCGGACGAUAUCGUCAGACCAUUUCGUCCCACCAAUACUACCCAAGUUAACCCCAGAAAAGAUUGAAGAAUACCAAAAAAUUGGAGCCGAAAUAAUAGAUCGUUCAUGGGAACUACUUACCAGUCCUGAUUGGGUCAUAGAACAAGAAACUGCUGAAGGAGACACAAUAUCGUCGAUGCAUCUUCCAAAACCUGAUGGAAAAAUAAUGAAGAUCACCGGAAUAAUUGACAUCUCGGCGCAUGAGUUACUGCAAGAAUUAUUCGAAAAUAUUGAAAACACUCCAACAUGGAACAAGCACUUGGCAGAGUCAAAAAAGAUCCAAGUGAUAGACGAGCAAACCGACAUAAUAUAUCAGGUGACACUGCCACAGGGUGGCGGAAUCGUGGGAGCAAGAGAUUUUGUAGUUUUAAGGUGUUACGGCGAACGAAAUUCCUGUCUCAUUAGUGCCGGGGUUUCUAUACCAUUUCCUCACAUUCCACCCCGCAAGAAUUUCACGCGGGGCGAGAAUGGUGUUGGAUGCUGGGCAAUGGAGCCGUUGGAGGGUGAGGAAAACCUGCGUUGCAGAUUCACAUGGUUGUUGAACACAAACUUGAAGGGGUGGUUGCCAAAACGAGUAAUUGAUGCCUCUCUUACCACUGUUACCGUAGAUUUUAUGCAGUUUUUACGUGAGCACGUACGCCAGAUGAAAGACUGAUGAUUAUCAUAUGGGUUAUAAAGCUAAUGAUAAAUCGAUUCGUUUGAAUAGCCAAGAAUUCAUCGCAAUCCAUUUAUCGACCUCAUCUUGAUUCGUUGCUUAUGCACCAACCCUGUAUGUUUUACACGUCUAUACGGUACAUAUCAUAUCAAAGAAAAAAGGAAAAAUCAGCAAACAGAGAAUCAGCUUGACACCAUGACAUGGUUGUUUGACAUUUCAUCAAUAUUAAUUUUUGUUCAAUUUUUUCUAUUCAUUUUCCUCACUGCAAAUUACUGAUUUUAUAUUCGAAAUGUGAAGCAUACCUAUACCUAUACUUUACUAUUAUGAUAAUACGAAGUGCUAAAGAGUUCUUAGGCAGGUAAAGUAUUUUUACUUAUAUAGUCUUGAAAUGGUUUCAAUGCAGUAAAAAAAGAUUAUGGAUUAUAUUUUUGUAGUACUUUAUGUGUACCCAUGUAUGGUUAUCAUUUACCUUUCAAAUUGCAAUGCAAGGUAGGUAUUUACGAACGUAAUCUUCAAGGUUUAUUUAUUUUUGGCCAGGUUCUGAUACAUAUAUAUUGAUCAGAACAUCUUUCACACUGAUCAAUUUUUAAUAUUAUAUGAAUAUGCAAUUUCAUACUGGUCAAACGAACGCCUAUAAUUCAGAAGUGAUUCACCGUUAUAAUGGUGAAAAAAAAAAAAUUGUUAUAACUUUACUUGUCUAACACUCCGUCACACUUUGCGACGCGAUUUUUCGCAAAAAUACUGCAACAUCUGUCGAUUGGCGAAAAAUCUCAAGGAAAUUGUGUAAUCAGGUACAGAAUAAUUUAGAAACUUAAUCGGUUUUGGAAGAAAUUGAUGCACAGCCAUAAUAACGAUGAAAAAUUUCAGAGGUUGUGAAAAUUUGCUACAUUAACAUUUUAAAAGUAAGAUUAAGACGUGGUUGAACAGUGAUUACGUAUUAAUUCAGCACUCAAAGGGUUAAAAGAGCCUGAUAUACGUAUAAUAGUUGUUGAUGAAUUCAUACCACGGGCACAUUGCUGUACAAUAACUGCAUUCCAAGUCAACCGCUUGAUCUGUGCCUUCGUAAUAUCUGACUGAGAAAAAGAUAAGAUGAAUAAACUUGGAAAAAAAUU
Diprion similis is the source of this 3278-nucleotide messenger RNA. RefSeq names its product steroidogenic acute regulatory protein-like (gene Start1). The transcript has 11 exons. NCBI's taxonomy places the organism in Eukaryota, Metazoa, Arthropoda, Insecta, Hymenoptera, Diprionidae. Gene Ontology annotation, molecular function: lipid binding. The record is from RefSeq and is a predicted model, not a curated record. Bases 730 to 2166 code for a protein of 478 amino acids.